AUGGAGUGCGUCUUCAAGAUCAAGCUGAAGCGGCAGUUCGAGGCGCGGCUCUGCGUCGUCGGCUGCUUCGACGGCCACCAGCCCGCCGUGGCCUGCGCGACGGGGAGCUGCGGCCAGGUGCUGCUCUACUACCCCCACGAGCAGGGCGAGCACGGGGGCAGCGACCCGGAGAUGAAGGCGCUGAACUUCAACAAGGCGCUGACGUCGCUGGGCUGCGGGCCGCUGAACGCGUCGCUCACGGCGCGCGAGCGCGACGUGCUUUUGGUGGGCAUGUCGUCGGCGCUUUUGGUCUACGACGUGGAGAUGAACAGCGACGUCUUCUACAAGGAGGUGCAGGACGGCGUCAACUGCAUGUGCUUCGGCACGCUCCGCGGCGUCGAGGAGCCGCUGGUCAUCGUCGGCGGCAACUGCAGCGUGCUGGGCUUCGACUGGCGCGGCGCCGAGGAGUUCUGGACCGUCACGGGCGACAACGUGCGCGCCGUCGCGGCCGCGCGGCCCGGCGACGGCGAGCCGGGGUCGGAGCUGCUCGUGGGCUCCGACGACUACGAGAUCCGCGUCUUCCAGCACGAGGAGGCGGUGACGGAGGCGACGGAGGCCGACCGGGUCGUCGCGCUCGCGGGCCUCGACGGCGGGCGCUUCGCGUUCGGCCUCGCCAACGGCACGAUCGGCGUCUACCGGGGCGCGGAGCGCAAGUGGCGCGUCAAGUCGAAGCACGCGCUCGUGGCCCUCGCGGCCCACGACGUCACGGGCGACGGCGCCUUCGAGAUCAUCGCGGGCUGGAGCACGGGCGCGCUGACGGUGCGCGUCGCGAGCAACGGGUCCGUCAUCUACCGCGACGGCUUCAAGGCGUCCGUCGCGGCCGUGCUCUGGGCCGAUUUGCGCAUGAGCGGCGCGCCCCAGGUCGUCGGCGUGUCCGUGGACGGCGAGCUGCGGGGCUACGUCGCGGUGGACGCGACGCAGGUCGGCCGCGACGACGAGGAGCGCGCGGCGCGCGAGCAGCUCGGCGCGCUGCAGGCGCGGAAGCGCGAGCUGCUGCUGGAGCUGCGGUCCCUCGAGGACACGAUCCGCCACGCGUCGGGCGACGGCGGCGCGAACGCGGGCGAGCCUUUGAAGUUGGGAAUUUCGCACUCUUGUCCUGCCCAGGCGACGAACCGCGACAAGUCGUCCUUCGAGUUCGUCUUCGCGACGACGAACGGCACCUUCGUGUCCUCCGUCGUCGUCCUCGACACGGACGGCGGCCUCUUCGACGGGGAGACGCUCGUGGCCAUGCCCGCGCACCCGACGUCGUCGUGCGCGCUCGCGCUCUUCCCGCGGAAGAACUUCCCCGCGAACCUGAAGAUCCAGAUCCACGUCGGGUCGCGGCCGAGCUCGAAGGAGCUCCACGUCUUCGAGGUCGACUACGAGCUGCCCAAGUUCUGCUGCUUCCUCCGCGUCGAGGACCCGCGGCACGCGCCGCAGCCGACGAGCUACGUGCAGUUCUCGCUGCCCGUGACGCUGCCGCCCCUCGCGGAGUGGAUCGAGAAGUCCUUCGUGAACAUGGAGGCCGUCAAGUUCACGGGCGACUCCAUCCAGCCCCUCUGGUUCGAGGCGCGCCAGGUCGGCGGCCAGGUCAACUGCAAGGUCUCGACGAACGAGAUGGCGACGGCCGCGGAGGUCGUCCAGGACCUCGCGGCGUUCGUCGACGCGCGCGAGCUCGAGUCGGUGGCCGACUUCCCCGCGGAGAUGACCGCGCUCGAGGACAUCCUGAGCCGCGUCGCCAAGUUCAACGCCAUCCGCAUCCGGCUGACGGCGGACAUGGCCGACGGGUCCGCGCGCAUCAAGGCGCUCGUGCUCAAGGCCGAGGACGCGCGGCUCAUGGCCGACAUGCCGCUCAUGAAGCGGCACUACGCGGAGCUCUUCGCGCUGAACAACGAGCUCAUCGCCGAGUACAACAAGCGCGCGAACAACCACGAGGCGCUCCUCGCGGCGCUCAAGGACGUGAACCAGAUCAUCCAGAAGGCGUCGAACCUCCGCGCCGGCGCCGCGAAGAGCCGCGUCGUCGCGGAGGCGCGCGCGGCCAUCAAGACCAACGCCAUCGACUCCCUCUACCAGAUCGUCUGCGAGGGCCGCUCCAAGGUCAGCCCCGCCCAGUGA
Messenger RNA from Aureococcus anophagefferens, 2133 nucleotides. RefSeq lists its product as hypothetical. Gene Ontology annotation, cellular component: motile cilium; BBSome; membrane. The record is from RefSeq and is a predicted model, not a curated record. The transcript is spliced from 4 exons. Bases 1 to 2133 code for a protein of 710 amino acids. Gene Ontology annotation, biological process: non-motile cilium assembly. NCBI's taxonomy places the organism in Eukaryota, Pelagophyceae, Pelagomonadales, Pelagomonadaceae. Gene Ontology annotation, molecular function: protein binding.